GGUUACAGUUUUGUUGUCUUUGUGUAAAGGAGUGGAGCUCGAUCUCGCAUCACUCUUCCCUCUUCCCCGAGUCCUUUCUAAACUCUCCCCCGGGUUUUUACCCUCCCGAACCUCUCCCCUUCUACCCUUACAACCCCAACCCUCCCCCCGAUCAGUCGGCAGCGCUCUAAGCAGAUCCAUCUCGGUGACCAAAGAUUCUCAGUUUCUGUACGGACCACUAUAGUUGCAGUUAUGGACUCCGGAGUAAUUGAAGGCGGACUCAAUGUCACCCUUACUAUAAGGCUGCUCAUGCACGGCAAGGAGGUUGGAAGUAUAAUUGGAAAGAAGGGUGAAUCUGUGAAGAAGAUGAGAGAAGAGAGUGGAGCUCGCAUUAACAUCUCUGAAGGCAAUUGUCCUGAACGGAUCAUCACUUUGGCAGGUCCGACGACGGCCAUCUUUAAAGCGUUCUCUAUGAUUAUAGAGAAGUUGGAAGAGGAUAUCAGCAGCUCAAUGACAAACAGCACAGCUACCAGCAAGCCUCCAGUGACUCUACGCAUCGUAGUGCCUGCCAGCCAGUGUGGCUCGCUCAUUGGGAAAGGUGGCUGCAAGAUCAAAGAAAUUCGAGAGUCAACUGGUGCUCAGGUACAAGUGGCGGGAGACAUGCUUCCCAACUCCACAGAGCGUGCCAUCACCAUCGCUGGAACUCCGCAGUCAAUAAUUGAGUGUGUUAAGCAGAUCUGCGUGGUCAUGCUUGAGUCUCCCCCUAAGGGGGUCACCAUCCCCUACCGACCCAAGCCUUCAGGAUCACCUGUCAUCUUUGCAGGCGGACAGGCCUAUGCUGUACAAGGACAGCACGCGAUCCCACAGCCAGAUUCUUCCUCUGCUGCUAUUUCUCCACAGCUCACCAAGCUUCACCAGCUGGCUAUGCAGCAGAGCCCUUUCCCUAUUGCACCAGGCAACCAGGGAUUCACUGGGAUAGAUGCUUCUGCUCAGACUAGUUCACAUGAGAUGACCAUUCCAAAUGAUCUGAUUGGAUGCAUCAUUGGCCGCCAGGGAGCCAAGAUCAAUGAGAUCAGGCAAAUGUCUGGAGCCCAGAUCAAGAUCGCAAAUCCAGUGGAUGGAUCAACUGACCGGCAGGUUACCAUCACAGGCUCGCCCGCCAGCAUCAGUCUGGCAGAGUACCUCAUCAAUGCAAGGCUUUCCUCUGAGGCCACGGGACUGGCAGCCAACUGAUAAGACACAGCAUCUGCACUAAAUCACAUUUUUAUAUCAUUGGCUACCGUAAAAAUUCAGGCAAUGCAACUAUACAACUUCAGAGUUUAUAUAAUGUACAUCCUCUUUUCUCAUUUGAAAUCAUGUCAACUGAUUUGAUCUGCUGAGUUCCUUAUUUAUUUUUUUUUGUUUGGGUUUGAUUUUAGUAAAAGAAAAAAGAAAAAAAGCAGAAAAUUAGGUUUUUAAUUCUGUUUUUGAGUCGAGUUACAGAUUUUAAUGUUAUUAGGCUUGUUUUCUCACUUCCUUUUAAGUUUUUUUGUUUUGUUUUUUUUUUGCCAUGACAGAAAGUAGAGUUGGAAAACUCUGAUUUAGGGCAUAUAGACUUAGUUCUGUACAGUCAUUUAUUUUUUUCUUUGAACAGGAAAAGAGGAAAAAUAAAACGUAUCAAAAGUAAGAAUAGAGUGACUGUUUUAUUCUGUCUAUAUACAUGAUUUUUAUCUUCUUUUUAUUCCUACCUGUUGGGUUUUUCAUGUACUUGCUUUAAGAAUACACAGCAUCCUCACCCUGUGUCACCUUCUUCAACUGAAGUGCAUCCGAAGUGCUUGUAACACUUAAUGUCACCUGAUGAGAAGACGUAGCUGUAGCUGCACUAUCACAGAAUAUAUUUGGUUAUGAAGACAAAUGUUCUAACACUCAGAUUAAUUUAUUCAGAUGUGUAUUACAAAGCAUGUCAUGUUUCCUCUCCUCCAUGUCAUUCCGUUGUAUUUUCGCCCUUCCCCCCUCUCCUGGUCCUCAGAUCAUUUGUUGAUUAUUUGCUGGUUUUGGAGGAUUUUGUUGGGGGGUGGUGGGGGAUGUGUUUCGGGCUUGGCUCAAGGGAUCAGGAUCAGAGGGUUAUCCUCAAUUUUUUCUUUUGUAUAAAUUGAUAUAUACUGAAAAAGAAAAAAAGUUGGAAUAUUUGUUUUAAAUGGAAGAAUUAUUUUUUUUAACUACCAAAGUGGAAAUAACUUCUGGACACUGAAUUUUUGUCUAAUAAAUGUAAAUGAGGCUGAGGAGUGAACCCGUAUGAAGGAGACAAAGAAAAGGGUUGUGAGUUAACACUAAAUUCCUGCUCUUUGCUUUGCUCAACUCAGAACUUAUUUUAUUUUUUAUUUGCAGGACAGAAAAAAAAAAAAUUGUGCACGUUCUUUGAGACUGUAGACCUGGGUGCCACAUUGUUUAAAAAAAAUGCAUAAAUAAAGAUGUGAAAUGCUCAAAA
Xiphophorus hellerii (green swordtail) is the source of this 2446-nucleotide messenger RNA. RefSeq names its product poly(rC)-binding protein 2. The record is from RefSeq and is a predicted model, not a curated record. Gene Ontology annotation, molecular function: RNA binding. The transcript has 13 exons. Bases 232 to 1212 code for a protein of 326 amino acids. Lineage: Eukaryota; Metazoa; Chordata; Actinopteri; Cyprinodontiformes; Poeciliidae.